Molecule: messenger RNA, 1920 nt
Organism: Cladocopium goreaui
Lineage: Eukaryota; Dinophyceae; Suessiales; Symbiodiniaceae
Source: the annotation of a GenBank genome assembly
AUGGUGGAGCGCCAUCAGCUCCGCCGCAUCAUCGAAGAGACUGUGCAGCGCCACGCCGGCGCGGGCGCGACAACGGCGCCGCCGGAGGCCGCCGCAACCGGAACGGUGGCGGAGUCAACGGCCGUCAUCGAAACGCCGGUCAAAGAGCAAGUGAAAUGGCUCUUCUCUGAGUGGGAUCGGAAUGACGACGGCCUGGUCUCCCGUGAGGAGUUUACGGAUUGCUUGACCAAGCUCUGUGACUCGGUGGUGCUGGUGGUGCAUCGUGGUGAGAUGUCGAGCGAUGAUGUGGAGCAAGUGGUGAAAGCUGUGGACAAGAACAAAGAUGGACAGGUCGACACGGAAGAAUUUCUGGAUUGGGUCUUUUCAGGUGCCCAGCAUUCGGACAAGGUCCUGGCCGAGACUAGCGACCCCGCAGCCGAGAGCCAUGUGGCGCCGGUGGAACCCGGGGAUUCGGCGGAGGAGCCUCCGGCCGAGCUUCCAGCGGAGCCCAUUUCGGUGCCCGAAGCGCCGGCGCUGGAAGCGGUUGAGCCCUCGACCGCUGAAGUCGCUGCGGUACCUGCGGUACCGGAGACGCCGCUUCCGCCAGAGGCAGAUGUUUCUUUGGAGCCGAAGGAGGCCGAAGCAGAUCCUGGAGAUUUGCUGGCAAAUUUGGUUGGCCUGGGAGGUGGUCAGCUGUAUACCUGGGGACGUGGUACUGAUGGACAGCUGGGGCAGGACAAGGUGCGCUUUCCAUCGGUGAACUGUGCUUUGCCGCAGCCAGUUCCGGGGCUGCGCCGUGUGGUUCACGUGGCCUGUGGUGGUGGGCAGCAGGGCUGCACCGGCGCCGUGACGCUCUCAGGAGAGCUCUACACCUUUGGCAAUAACUUCAACAAACGUCUGGGGCACGGUGAUGGCCCCAAUCUGGCGGCUCCCAAGCGCGUGGAUGCCUUGGCAGGCGAGCAUGUGAUCAUGUCAGCUUUCAGUGCCGACCACGGUGCUGCGCUGCUGAAAGACGGUCGUGUCUUCCUGUGGGGCAGCAAUCGCUAUGGGCAGUUGGGCCGAGGGCACUGCGACAAGGCGUCAGGUGGGGUUCCCACCGCUGUGGUGCUUCCCGGAGCUUCAACCUUCAUUGAUUGCGAGGACGGAUACUCUGCAGCUGUGCUGGAUGAUGGGAAGCUGUUCACCUGGGGCUGUAACGGCCACGGAAGGCUGGGCCAAGGUGUCUCAGCAGAGCAUGUCUCUACACCCGGCUUGGCUUGUGACGGGGUGCGUAGUGUUUCCCUUGGCUCCCUUUAUGCUGGUGCCGUGACCAAAGCUGGAGGAUUGCUCAUGUGGGGCUAUGGGGGCCAUGGCAACCUUGGCCUUGGUGAUCGGAGAUCGCACAGCAGCCCCCAGGCUGUGAACGACUUGGAGCCCAUUCGGCAGCUUGCCUGCACUCGCGGCCAAGAAGGGUGUAAAGGUGGACUCAACCCGAAAGAUGGAGGGCAAGAGGGGCCUCACACCAUUGCCAUUGCUGUUUCAGGUGCAGUAUAUACCAUGGGCACGUGCCACAAGGGGUUGCUUGGCAAUUUGGGAGCCAAAGAUGGUGCCUUUGGAAGGCCUUGGGACGAGUUUAAGCCCUACCGCCUGGGUGGUCCCUUGCGGAAUGCCUCGGAACCGCCCAUGUCGCCACUGGGGCUGCCACCGCCCUACGAUGCCAUCGGCCCCGCCAUCCAAGCCGUGUCCGCGCACAUUCACUGCGCCGUGCUCUGUGCUGAUGGCAAGGCAUGGGCAUGGGGCUGCGGCAGCAAUGAUGGCCGUUGCGGUGUCGAGCGUUUUCUGAACAAGAAAGGCGAAGGGAAACCUCCAGAGGUGGACAUGAUGAAGUGUUACAUGAUGGGCCCUCACCGCAUUGGUGACUUGGAAUAUCUGAGGAUCAUGAACCAAAUUGGCUGGAGUUGA